Molecule: messenger RNA, 3102 nt
Organism: Sebastes umbrosus (honeycomb rockfish)
Lineage: Eukaryota; Metazoa; Chordata; Actinopteri; Perciformes; Sebastidae
Gene: prrt2
Product: proline-rich transmembrane protein 2
Exons: 5
Coding region: 523-1200 (225 amino acids)
Cellular component (GO): membrane
Source: RefSeq, a predicted model, not a curated record
AUAUUCAGUGUGAGAAGCUUGUUUUCUUGGGUGAGCAGAGGAGGAUGCUAUAAUCCAGCCUCCCCCUCUUCCUCCUCUUCCUCCCUUCCUCCUCCUCCUCCUCCUCCUUCUCCCACAGCACGUAGUCUGGUUGAUUUCACUUUUCAUUUCACACACACACACCCCUCCUCUCUGCUUGAUCCACCCUGCCUGCCAUCCAACCAGGAGACUCCCCAUCCAUCCGUCCAUCCAUCCCAGCACACUGCGCUGCAACACGGCGUUGUAAACACCACCGCGUCUCCAGCUUGCACAUAGGAUAUUGUCGGAUUUUUUUUUUUUUUUUUGUUUACACAAAUAGGUUUUGCAAAAAUACACCGAGGAGAUGUUUGGUCGUGUCUGAUGAUUUUUGCACUUGAGAAUAAGGAUGACAAAAGCAGGCACGCUCCGGCUGUGUUGAGACAGGCGCUGGAUUAAAAAAGGUGAACUACAGGCCGCACACACAGGACUGGACCACAAACAGAGGCUUUCGUUUCGGCUGUCAGCAUGGCUGUGAACAUGAUGCCAGCUCCCGCCAUUUGGCCAGGGGAGGAACAACCGUCGCUGCUGGACCAGGAGGACUCUCUGUCGAGCCAAGCCCCCGUCUCUGUGCCAUGCCUGCCAGUCAUAGGUGAACCACUCAUCCACAGCAGCAGCAGCAGCCCGGUCGACACACGGCCGCCCCGCAGCAAAUCCAAAGACGAGCUAGUCAUAGUCAUCAACGAGAAGCUGCAGAAUAGUAACGGGAUCCAUCCGGUGUCCGACGCAGACAGCACCUCUUCAGUCAUCUGCUCUCCUCCGAGAAGACAACACUCCAUCUCUUACCCCCACCACACCAAGACCAGGAAGGGGAGCAGGGCGAGCUCCAUCGGCUACACCGCCUUCUCCCCCAGGCCGUCGAUCUCUCGCCACUCCAGCAUCGCCACCAACCCGCCCUUGGACCGCACCAAGGUCAAAGACUACCUCCUCCUGUCCGUGCUGGCCUGCUUCUGCCCCGUGUGGCCCAUCAACAUCGUGGGAUUUGUCUACUCCAUCAUGUCCAAGAACAGCCUCGAGCAGGGGAACUUGGACGGCGCCGUGCGUCUGGGACGCGUGGCCAAGAUGCUCUCCGUGGUGUCACUAGUAGGAGGGACGAUCAUUAUCAUCGCCUGCAUUGUCAACCUGGCCAUAAAUGUGAAAACCUGAGUUUCAUCCCAGGAUGAAACUGGAUAAGGCAACUGACCGUCUGGCCCCGCACCUGCACCACCGUCUUUACCGCCUAGUCAUUACCUGGAUGUGUGACAAAUAAUGCACCCGAUAUACAGUGCUUACUUGUAUUUCUGUAAUCUAUAUAAAUACCUUUUUGCUAAUGGAAGGAAAUAUGCAAACUGCUCUGAGUCAGGAGGGGAGGGGGUGUUGUUGUUUGUUAGAUGGAGACAGGAGUAGACAGUCUAAUCAGCCUCUUCGUAUUCCGGUCAACACAUUCAGAACGAUUCUCGAGAAAUCCCAUCAAUCAACCGCAGAAGUGAUUCAGACGAGGUGGACUAUAAGUGGAGGUGGUCACAGAACUUGAAACAGAGAAGGUCUGACCUCCCAGCUUCAGCGCAACAAAAUGUCCACCCAAAGUCCAUCCUAUCACAGCACCGCCCAACAACAGGACGCAUCCGAGUUUCAGCUUUGCCCUUAAAUCCCCUCGCAUACGUGGAGAGACUCUGGGAUUUGUUUUUUUGCAUUGGAAUCGCAGAGCAGAAAUUCACCCUUGCAGAGAAGAAACACUUUGAAUCUCAGUGUCUCCUCUGUGUUUCCGACUCUCCUCUCCGUGGAUCUCAUGACUCCCGCCCAUACAUCUUGUGUUUGAGCGUACGGGUGGCAAAAGAGGAUGAAAAAGAGGCUUACCAAGGACUAGCUACGGGUGCUAAACUGGAAGGGAUUAUGGAAAGUCUCACACAGAAGGCACAGUCAUCACUGCAAGGAAAAAUAUGUGCCAAAAAAAAAAAGUUUCUUGCUUUGUAAAAACCCAACUCUGAUCACAGAAUUGUUGUAGAAAGUGUUUUUACUCUGCUGCAACUUUCCUGUUUUAUCCGCUUGACACCACUGACCACUGUGAGCCGGGGGAGGGGUACAGUACAAUGUUCACAAAAACAAAAACACUGUAGCAAGACAUUCCUUUUACAGUUGAAGCUAAUUAUGCUACAUCAUCUAAAUCUUUUGAUAAUGUUUGUAAAAGAUUUUGAAACUGAAUUUCAUAGUGUGAUGCUCUUGGAGUGCUGUGCCGCAGUUGACAGAUGAUAUUGUGUAUAUGGGCAUCACUAUUUGGUUAACAAAUGAAAUCGCUCAGUCAAAGUUGGUGGCUGUAGCCUCAGUCUGCAUCCACAGGUAGCCUGUACUUUCAAACCAAACAGAUUGUGGCUUUUUUUGUCCCUUUGAAAAACCCUUAAAACAGCAAUUAACACCUUCAUUAUUUGUUGUCACACACAGUAGGAUGCUGUCUUUUGAAUUUGUAAAACACUGGUUCAGACAUGGUUUUAUGGGUGUGAGAAAUAGCAAUACUGUGGAGUACUACUUUUAAAAUCUGAUUUAUUAUUAUUAUCAUUAUUAUUAUUAUUAUUAUAUCUCCUGUGUAUCCUUAACUAACCUCUAAUCUUAAUCUACCUGCGAUUCUCACUGUGAUCUGAAACAACUGGGUUUAAAACUCUCCUUAUUUACUACAUCCUGGAGUUUUAAUCAUGUCAUGGGUUCACACCUGCAGACAAUUUUCUGUGCUGAUUAAAUAUGGCAGUUUUUUUUCCCUCUGUUAGCACUUAAUAUGUAAAUUUAAUUGUAAUCAAAAGUUGAUGUAUUCUGCAGCUCUAAAUCUCAAUAUUGUGAUAAUUCUCUAGUUAAUAUAUAUGAGUUAGCAUUAAGUAGUUAUGAUCUAACAUAUAGGCACAGAAUCUGACAGGUCAUUGUGUUUCCACCGGGCUUCUAUAAUCUUUGUGGUUAUUGGCAUGUUGUGGAUUUUUAAUUAAUGUAUAAUGAUGAUAAAAGUUGAAAAUUACUAAAGAUAAACUGACACUUGGAAUAUUAUACUUCUGCAGCACAUUCAUAAUAAAGACACAAUGCAUGCGA